Adineta steineri is the source of this 5078-nucleotide messenger RNA. The record is from the annotation of a GenBank genome assembly. NCBI's taxonomy places the organism in Eukaryota, Metazoa, Rotifera, Eurotatoria, Adinetida, Adinetidae.
UACAAGUUGCUGUUCGAACUAGACCAUUGAAUCAACGAGAAAUUGAUCUGAAAUCUCCAACUAUUGUGACGAUACAAAAUUCACAGGUUUUUGUGGAGAAACCUCAAGACAAACAUCAUACGCCAAAAACAUUUUCAUAUGAUUUUUGUUUUAAUUCAAUACAUUCAGAUAGUUCAAAUUAUGCCAGUCAAGAGAUGAUAUUUGAAAAACUUGGUGUAGAAAUUGUUAAACAUGCAUUUGAAGGAUAUAAUGCCUGUAUAUUUGCAUAUGGUCAAACAGGUUCAGGCAAGUCAUAUACUAUGAUGGGUUCACAUAAUGAUCGAGGAAUAAUACCACGUUUAUGUCAAUUGAUGUUCGAUCAAAUAGAAAAUAAAAUAAAAGAAGAAAUCAAUCAAGAUAUAAAUAUUGAAUCAAUUAAUAAUGAAAAAAUUAAUGAUAUUUUAUCGUUAAAAUUUUCAUCAUCUUAUCGUGUAGAAGUUUCAUAUUUCGAAAUUUAUAAUGAAAAAGUACGAGAUUUACUUAAUCCAAAUAAUAAUCAUCAUGCAUUAAAAGUACGAGAGAAUAAAAUUCUUGGACCAUACGUUGAUGGACUUUCACAACUUGUUGUUACAUCCUAUCAGGAAAUUGAAACUCUAUUAAUCGAAGGUAAUAAUUAUCGAACAGUAGCAUCAACAAAUAUGAAUAAUGAAAGUUCAAGAUCACAUGCUGUAUUUACUCUUAAAUUAACUCAAACAUUAUCAACUGACGCAUCUGAAACUCAAAGUGUAAAAGUAAGCAAAAUAAGUCUAGUUGAUUUAGCUGGAUCUGAACGUGCAUCGAAAAGCGGUGUUCAAGUAGAACAAGCUCGUUUUCGAGAAGGAUGCAAUAUAAACAAAUCUCUUUCAACACUCGGUCUUGUAAUCUCAGCGUUAGCUACACGUCAAUCGAAUGAAAAUAGUUUAAAAUCAACAAAAAAAACAUUUGUUCCAUAUCGAGAUUCCGUAUUAACUUGGUUAUUAAAAGAUAGUUUAGGUGGAAAUUCUUUUACUAUAAUGUUAGCAACAAUAUCUCCAGCCUAUGAUAAUUAUGAAGAAACAAUUUCAACAUUACGUUAUGCUGAUCAAGCAAAGAAAAUUGUUAAUCAUGCUGUUAUUAAUGAAGAUGAACCCGGAACAAUAAUUCGAGAAUUAAGAGAUGAAAUUGAUAAAUUACGAAAAGAAUUAGCGGAUGCUAAAGCAGAAAAAUCAGCCGAGAAACUUAAUGCUGAAAUAAAAGAAAAUGAAAAAUUAAUGCAAACAAUAUCCAAAGAUUGGCAAGAACGUAUUGCUGAAACAGAUAAAAUAAGCAAAGAACGUCAUGAAUUACUUGAAAAAAGUGGUAUUUCUGUUUGUAGUUCUGGUAUUGGUUUAGAAAAAGAUCGAUUAUAUCUAGUCAAUUUAAAUCCUGAUCCAGCAUUAAAUGAAUUAUUAGUUUAUUAUUUAAAAACAAAAACAAGGAUUGGUAGACCCGAUGCACCGAUUAAACAAGAUAUUGAACUAAUCGGAGUUGGUAUUUCACCAGAACAUUGUAUUAUUGAAAUGAAAAAUCAAAAUCAAAUAUUUUUAAUACCUUUGAAUAAACAGAAAACAUAUGUCAACGGUCAAUCAAUUGAUGAUGAAACACAAUUGAGACAUGGUGAUCGACUUUUACUUGGUUGUUCGCAUUUCUUUCGUUUAAAUUCACCCGGAGAUAGAGUUUCAACAAAUAAUAAUAACAAUACGGUUAUAUCAUCAAUCAUGAACACUUCAUCACAUUUAACAUUUAUUGAUGCUCAGAAUGAAUUUUUACUCAAUCAAUUAGCUACGGAUCCAAUGACAAAAGAUUUAAGAUUAUUUUUAAAACAAGAUGACAAUAAUCAAGAAACAAAUCGAAUUAUUGCAAAUAAAACUUCCGAUGUCUAUGAAAGAGAAAUUGAGUAUCUUAAAACACAAUUAAUGCGUAGUGAUAGUCGUUCAACAACAAUAAAUUCGAAAAAUCGUGCUUUUGAAGAUUCACUUUCGAAAUGGCGUUUUUCAAAUAAACUUCUCACUGAAUCUGAAGAAAGUCGAGCAUAUUUUCAUCGUCUUAAACAAGAAUUAAUACGUGUUAAUGCUCUUGUAUCUGAAGCAAAUACAAUUGCAAGUGAAAUGCAACGACAAACAACAUACAGUGCAAUGUUACAAAUCCCUGUUUCAUAUUUAAAACCAAGUCAACGUGCUACAACAAAUCUGUGUGAACCAGCUGUUCAAGUUAAAAGACGAAAUCUCUCGCCACAAAUAUGGAAUAUAGAAAAAUUUGAAUCGAAAUUAAAUGAUAUGAGAGAUGUUUAUUAUGAAUGGCAAAUGUCGGAAAAUAAAUCAUUAUUAAUCACACAACAACAAAAACGAAAUGAUCCAUUUUUUGAUGUUGAAGAAUAUAAUAGUUUAAUUGGUGUUGCAAAUAUUUUUUUAAAAGCUUUAUUUUAUGAUUCAAAACUCGAUUAUCUUGUACCGAUUAUAAAUACACAGGGAGAGAUAUCUGGUUCACUGCAUGUUGUUCUUGUACAAGUGGGUACAUCUUCAAUGAAAAAAUUAAGUGAUUUUCAACCAAAUAAUAAACCACGUGCUAGUAUUAGUGAAGGUAUAAGUAUUGAAACUGAGGAACGUAGUUUAAGUGAACAUAGUAACAGUCAAAACAGUUUGGAUGAUGAAAGUAAUGAUGAUAUAAUUGGAACGUCGAAUGAUAAAACUGAUCAAAUUACAGUUAGAUUUGCGAUAAAAGAAGUUCGAGAUUUACCUCAAUGUGAUGCAUCAAAUGAUGAUGAUACUGAAGAACAAGUUGGUAAAAAACCACGUAUAUUUUCAUUCAAUCAUGAAAAAGAAUAUACAUUUACAAUGACUGAUAAUUUUAUUACAACAUGUCUUGAGAGUGCUGUUUCAAUUGAAGUUUGGUAUCAUUAUAGUACGAUACCACUAUCAAUAAAUACAAAUGCGAAUAAUGAACGUACACGACGUGAUGCAGAAAUUCGAGCUUUAAGUAAUCGAUGGAAAGAAGUUAAACGACAUAUACAAUAUGCUGUUGAAAUUCAUGAAUUGGAUGCAUCGGGACGAUGGGAACCAGUUGAAGUUGAUGCUCAACAACCGCAAAUUAUUAGUGGAGGAGUUUAUCGAUUACGACAAGGUCAAUCAAAACGUUUAGUAGCACGAUUACGUGUUAUACCUCAAUCAGGUACAAUGCCACUUGUUCUUCAUGCUAUACGAUCUGUUGAAAUUGGUUCAAUAAAUACAAGAAAAAUAAAUGCACCAAAACAAUUAGAUUCAUAUCAAGAUGAAGAAUUACAGCGUUUACGACGUGAAUGGCUUGAUUUAAUUGAAAAACGUAAAGUUUAUCUUGAAUCUGAAAUUAAAAUGUUAAGUCAACAAACAAAUAAAACACCAAAUGAUCUUGAAAGAGAAACAGCUUUACUUGAGCAACUUGUUCGUUUAGCUGAAGAAAGAAAUUUUUCAGAAUUGCCACCACCCGGAAGUGGAAUACCUGGUUCACCACCGUGUUGGACUCCUCCAGCAACGAUUGAAGAACAUCGUCCACUUAUAUUUCUUGAUUUAGAUCCUGUUAAUAUGAAUACAGAUAAUGAUACAGCUGGUCUUAAAGCAACAUUAAAUGAAGAAAAUAAAAAUGAUAUGUUUCGAUUACCAUUACUUCAUCAUGCAUCGGAUGAGGUUCGUGCUGUUGCUCAAUGGGAUCCAUCAAUACAUGAAGCACAUGAAAUGAAUCGUGUUACACCAAAUAAUACAAUUAUUUAUAUGAUUGUUAAAAUAAUUGUAUUAAUAUCUCAACCUGUUCGAAUGGAACUUGUCUUACGUAAACGUAUUGCAACAACUAUCGGAAAAACUGAAGGAUGGUGGUCAGGCAAAGCAAUGAAAUACCUCCUUGGUUAUAAACCAUAUAAACGAACAAGUGUUGUUUAUGAAAUUGUUUCAAGUAUCCCCAAAUAUAUUCAUGAAAUUGAAGAUAGAAAAAGUCUUGCAUUAGUUGCCGGAUCAGAAUGUCAUACACAGAAUUAUAUAGAAAAAUAUAUUCAAUAUGCAUCCGCUGUUGAUUCUCUUCUUUUACUUGAUCAACUCAGACAAGAAGUGUCAUUAACUGAAAAUUCUUCAAAACAACAAACGAUACGAAAAGCAACAAGUGUACCUAAUAUUGCUAAUCAACAAGGAAAUACUACUCUAUCAAUUGCACCAGUUAAUUCUCGUCGAGAAAUUGAUGAUGAACAACAAUCUCCAUUAAAAAAAUCUCCUUCAAUUCAAGGUGAAUCUUCAACUCGUUCAAAUCCAUUUUUUGAUGAUAAAAAUACUGCUAAAUCAUCUUUUCUCUAUCCACAUACUCAUAAUGAUUCAACGCCAACACAAAUUAAAACCAUUAAUACCCCAUUUUCAGCAUUUAGUCGAUCAGAUCUUAAUGUAUCAACUCCAAUGUCAACGCGUAUUGAAAAUAUAAAAUUGAAUGAAACUCCACAUUCUUAUUUUGAAUCAACUACACCAAGUAUGUUAUCACGUUCAUUAUUUAUUGAACAAGAACAAUUAGAACCCGUUAAAACAUCAACUAUUCGAAUACGAAAUGCAUUUGAUAUUGAUGAUCAUGAAAAUCAAACGAAUAAAAAAGAAGAUGAUGAUCAAGCAUUAUCUAUAAGUACACUUGAAGAAAAAUAUUCUGUACCAGUAACUUCACGACCUAUUCAACCAUCAACGACUGAACAAUCAAUUCAACCGUCAACUACUGAACAACCUAUUCAACUAUCAACUACUGAACAACCAAUUCUAUCAUCGACGACUGAACAACCCACAAUAAAAGUUGUUGAUAUUAAUGAUGAAGAAUAUCCAAUUGAUUCACGAGUUAUUGUUAAUACUGAUCAUCAUAUAUUUAAUAAAUUAGGUACAGUUCGUUUUGUUGGAAAAACAAGUAUUAAAGAAGGUAUUUGGUAUGGUAUUGAACUUGAAGAAGCAGUUGGCAAACAUGAUGGUUCAAUUAAGGGACAUGUGUAUUUUCGAUGUCCAGAUAAACAUGGUAUUUUUGUUCGUCGUGAUAAAAUUCGACGAAAGACUUGA